GGAGCGCUGGCUGCUGGUGCGCUAGGGAGCGAUUGCGCCUGCAAGGGUGGGGGAAGCAUCCAGAAGAUGGUGACUGCGGGAAUACCUCUGCCGAUGCCUGUCUUUGCUGUUCAAAGAGCAGUUUUCUUUUCCCCGCCGGUGUCAGAGCCCAGAAACCGGAGGAGCUUCUGUUAGCUUUUUGGGAAGAAGGCUUCUCCUCAGAAAUCCAGUCCGCAGUGCUUGUGCUCACGAUCUUGGGAGGCAUUUCAUUUAGCGCAGUAUUCGCUAGUAACACUGUACACCUUGUAUCCUAAAGAGAAAAGGAGCUCACCAUGGGACAACAUUCAAGAUACCUCUCUGAAAAGGAUCUUUUCUUCGGGUGAUAUGCAUUUACUCUGACUGUCUUUAUAUCUAAAGGAUUAUUUUCCUUUUUCCAUUUGGAAAUACUUCAAGUAGAAACUUUGUUCCUUUUUGGAAACGGUCUCCUCACAUUAAGGAUUGAAUACAUAAUGGGCGAUAUGGCUAACAACUCAGUUGCAUAUAGUGGUGUAAAAAAUGCUGUAAAAGAGGCUAAUCAUGGAGAUUUUGGAAUCACACUUGCUGAGCUUCGUGAUCUUAUGGAACUGCGAGCUACAGAUGCAUUGCAUAAAAUCCAAGAAUGUUAUGGAGAUGUUUAUGGUAUAUGUACAAGAUUGAAAACUUCCCCAAAUGAAGGUUUAAGUGGAAAUCCAGCAGAUAUUGAGAGGAGAGAAACAGUGUUUGGGAAGAACUUUAUACCUCCUAAAAAGCCAAAAACAUUUCUUCAGUUAGUAUGGGAAGCACUACAGGAUGUUACACUAAUUAUACUAGAAAUUGCAGCCAUAGUAUCAUUGGGCCUUUCUUUUUACCAACCUCCAGGAGGGAAUGAAGCAUUAUGUGGAGUAGUGAAUGUUGGUGAAGAAGAGGAAGAAGGUGAAACAGGUUGGAUUGAAGGAGCUGCAAUCCUUCUAUCAGUAGUUUGCGUAGUUCUAGUAACAGCUUUCAAUGACUGGAGUAAAGAAAAACAAUUUAGGGGGUUGCAAAGCCGCAUUGAACAAGAACAGAAGUUCACUGUCAUCAGGGGUGGCCAAGUCAUCCAAAUACCAGUAGCCGACAUAAUUGUUGGGGAUAUUGCACAAGUAAAAUACGGUGAUCUUCUGCCAGCUGAUGGGGUACUUAUUCAAGGAAAUGACCUUAAAAUUGAUGAAAGCUCACUAACUGGAGAAUCUGAUCAUGUUAAAAAGUCUUUGGAUAAAGAUCCUAUGCUGCUGUCAGGUACCCAUGUGAUGGAAGGCUCUGGAAGAAUGGUAGUUACUGCUGUAGGCGUGAACUCUCAAACUGGAAUCAUCUUUACCUUACUUGGGGCUGGAGGAGAGGAAGAAGAGAAAGAAAAGGAAAAAGAGAAAAAGGACAAGAAAAGUAAAAAACAAGACGGAGCUUUAGAGAACCGUAACAAAGCAAAAGCUCAAGAUGGUGCAGCCAUGGAAAUGCAACCUUUGAAGAGUGAAGAUGGUGGAGAUGGAGAUGAGAAAGACAAGAAGAGAGCUAAUUUGCCAAAAAAAGAAAAAUCAGUUCUACAAGGCAAACUUACUAAGCUGGCAGUUCAGAUUGGCAAAGCAGGUUUGUUGAUGUCUGCAAUCACGGUCAUUAUCCUUGUAUUGUAUUUUGUAAUUGAUACCUUCUGCAUUAAGAAGCAACCUUGGCUUGCUGAAUGCACACCAAUUUAUAUUCAGUACUUUGUAAAGUUCUUCAUUAUUGGAGUUACAGUCCUGGUGGUGGCAGUACCAGAAGGUCUUCCACUUGCAGUCACAAUAUCCCUGGCUUACUCUGUAAAGAAAAUGAUGAAAGAUAAUAAUUUAGUGAGGCAUUUGGAUGCUUGUGAAACGAUGGGUAAUGCAACAGCUAUUUGCUCAGAUAAAACUGGAACAUUGACCAUGAACAGAAUGACAGUAGUCCAGGCUUACAUCAAUGAAAAACAUUAUAAAAAAAUUCCAGAACCAGAAGCUAUUCCUGAAAACUCCAUGGCUUAUCUUGUAACAGGAAUUUCUGUUAAUUGUGCUUAUACUUCCAAAAUACUUACCCCUGAGAAAGAAGGUGGCCUACCACGUCAUGUUGGUAAUAAAACUGAAUGUGCCUUGUUGGGAUGGCUUUUGGAUUUAAAACGGGAUUAUCAGGAUGUAAGAAAUGAGAUACCGGAAGAGGCGCUAUACAAAGUAUACACCUUCAACUCUGUUAGAAAAUCAAUGAGUACCGUAUUAAAAAACUCUGAUGGCAGCUUCCGGAUAUUCAGCAAGGGUGCCUCUGAGAUAGUACUUAAAAAGUGCUUCAAAAUAUUGAGUGCGAAUGGUGAACCAAAGGUAUUCAGACCUAGAGAUCGUGAUGACAUUGUAAAAACUGUAAUUGAACCUAUGGCCUCUGAGGGGCUCAGGACCAUUUGUCUAGCAUUCAGGGAUUUCCCAGCUGGGGAACCAGAGCCAGAAUGGGACAAUGAAAAUGAUAUUGUUACUGGUCUUACGUGCAUUGCUGUUGUAGGAAUUGAAGAUCCUGUGAGGCCUGAGGUACCCGAUGCAAUAAAAAAAUGUCAGCGUGCUGGUAUAACUGUUCGUAUGGUCACUGGUGAUAACAUUAACACUGCUCGUGCUAUUGCAUUAAAAUGUGGCAUUUUGAAUCCGGGUGAAGAUUUUCUAUGCUUAGAGGGCAAAGAUUUUAAUAGGCGAAUACGGAACGAAAAAGGAGAGAUAGAGCAAGAGAGAAUAGAUAAAAUUUGGCCAAAGCUGCGUGUGCUUGCAAGAUCAUCCCCCACUGACAAACAUACAUUGGUAAAAGGCAUAAUUGACAGCACUGUCUCGGAACAGAGGCAAGUUGUGGCAGUAACGGGUGAUGGUACGAAUGAUGGUCCAGCACUGAAGAAAGCAGACGUUGGCUUUGCUAUGGUAGGGAUUUCUUUGCCUUCG
Messenger RNA from Alligator sinensis (Chinese alligator), 2951 nucleotides. It is a transcript of the gene ATP2B1, whose product is annotated as ATPase plasma membrane Ca2+ transporting 1. The annotation marks the transcript as partial. The record is from RefSeq and is a predicted model, not a curated record. Gene Ontology annotation, cellular component: membrane; intracellular membrane-bounded organelle. Gene Ontology annotation, biological process: regulation of cytosolic calcium ion concentration; calcium ion transmembrane transport. The transcript is spliced from 15 exons. Lineage: Eukaryota; Metazoa; Chordata; Crocodylia; Alligatoridae. Gene Ontology annotation, molecular function: P-type calcium transporter activity; ATP binding; PDZ domain binding.